Messenger RNA from Danio rerio (zebrafish), 1563 nucleotides. It is a transcript of the gene mlf2, whose product is annotated as myeloid leukemia factor 2. Lineage: Eukaryota; Metazoa; Chordata; Actinopteri; Cypriniformes; Danionidae. Gene Ontology annotation, cellular component: cytoplasm. The record is from RefSeq and is marked provisional.
UGUAAAUGUUCUGCAGAGCUGCUUUGACAUAUCAGGGUGCUUUGUCCAUUUCGCUCGCUUUAUUGAUGGUUUUGAUUGUGGUUAAGUUAUAGGGCGUGCAGGCCGAAUUUUGUAAUUCUCCAGUUGAGGUUGUUUUGCAUUGCUACCAGAGGAGCUGGAUGAUUGGUUGACCAAUUAAGGGCCCCAGAGCUGCUGUUUCACCGGCGUUUGAUUGAAGAGACUGAAGUUUAUUUACUUGUUUGACUUGAACCGACCAAGGAAGGAAAUCAACAAUGUUUCGUUACUUGAAUGAUGUGGAUGACAGCCCGUACAUGAUGGAUCCAUUCGCAGCACACAGGCACCAGAUGAGGAGUAUGUUUGGGUCAUUCGGGAUGGAUCCGUUUGCUCUCACUCCGCAGAUCCAGCAUCCACGUACACGCAUUCAGCCACAAGCUGGAGCCUUGACCCCCUUUGGCAUGAUGGGAAUGGGUGGAGGAUUCAUGGACAUGUUCAGCAUGAUGAGUGGAAUGAUGGAGAACAUGGAACGAAUGUCUGGUUCUCCAAACUGCCAGACCUUUUCCUCCUCGACAGUCAUCUCGUACUCCUCUACAGACCCAGGAACACCUAAAGUCUAUCAGCAGACCAGUGAAUAUCGCACUGCUCCCGGGGGUAUCAGAGAGACGCGUCAAACGAUGCGGGACAGUCAGAGCGGGCUGGAGCGAAUGUCUAUUGGGCAUCACAUUGGUGAGAGAGGUCAUGUGAUGGAGCGUUCCAGGAACCGUCUCACAGGCGAUCGUGAAGAGAGGCAGGACUUCUUCAACCUGGAGGAGAGUGAGGCAGCUGCCUUUGAUGAAGAGUGGAGGAGAGAGGUGGGUCGGUACCGCCCCCCUACUGCCCGCAGUUUAGAUUAUGGGCGUGAGCGGGGCGCAGGGGUUGGACAGCAGCUGGCCCUCACAGCACCUCCGACCUCCUCCUCCUCUCCUUCACCCCGCCACGAGUCACCACGCCACCAUCCUCCUCAAUCCCGUCCACGCUACGACUGGUGAACGGUGGAGUUAUCUACCUGAUGCUGUGAAAUGAGAGAAAGGAGGAAUAGAGAAGAAAAAUUAUAACCGAUGGGUCAAAUGUUUGAUAGAUCUGAACUGUCUCAAUAUGUGUAGUCAGCUUCUUACAGGAACAUGUGCUGGCAUGAGGUAUCAUAACACGGGCUGAAGAGUUUAGAAUGCAUCCCCGUUGUGUGUAAUUCGGCCUGGUCUGUGUACUUCAUACCACGUUACUGCUCCCAAAGCAUACACACCAGCAUCCAUCAUAUUUCAAACAGCUCUUCAACCUUGUGAUAUAUACAUACACAAUGACAUCUUUGUAUUUAAAUGAAUUCCCAUGCUUCCAAUAUUUCAAUAUCCAAAUAUUUAAUUAUACACUACACAUAUAUGCACACACAGACACAUACACGCACACAUGCACACACACACAUUCACCGUAAAGUCCGUAUAUGUUUGUGUUGACACUAGGGUAUUUGUGGGUUUAACUGUACAAUGCUGACUAAUUAAACUUAUUAACUAAUAAAAAGACCUUGUUACAUCA